AUGGGCAAUGAAGGAAAAUGCACCUUUGGCACUCGUAUGCCCAUCGACAUACAUAUGCUAAAUGAGAUUAUCUACAGGGAAGUAAAGCACUUUCGCAAUUAUAAAAUUUAUAGACCUAACUUUGGUUCAAUACCUGUAACCAGUAAAUUUUACGCGGCACACGAUCAGCUUAAAGCAGAAUCUAAGGAGCAAACAGAAAAGGUUGACAAUUAUCAUCAUAAUGUCGCUCAAACCAGGGCUAAAGGGCCGCAUAGCAAGUACCCUUCACCUGCCACUGAAAAUCAAGUUUACGGUUGGUAUGAUAAACCUUUAGUGCCAAUGGAUCGCAACGACCGUCGAUUCUACCACCCGAAGAGAGAAAGCUCACAUACUAAAGUUGAAAUUAUUAUUCUCAUGUCCAAUCCCAAGAAACGAGGA
Brenthis ino (lesser marbled fritillary) is the source of this 417-nucleotide messenger RNA. The record is from the annotation of a GenBank genome assembly. NCBI's taxonomy places the organism in Eukaryota, Metazoa, Arthropoda, Insecta, Lepidoptera, Nymphalidae.